GAGGAGUCGACGACCUCUCUCCUUUACAAGCAAGCAAGCAAGCAAGAAAAGUUUUGCUUUAUUGCAUUUACACACCACUCCCCUUUUUUUCUCUCGCCUCCUGCGCAUAAGAUUCUCUCUGCCCCCAUUUUGAUUCGCUUUGCUGACUCAACACAUCUUGUCUUCGCCUCUUCUACUGUUCGUACAAGACGGUUUUUGUUUGAUCCUCUCUCUCGCGCAACUCCUCUCUCUUCAAUUCGCCCUCUUAGGUAGGCUUGGACAAUGGGUGCAUCAACAUCUAGAAUAGAUGAAGACAAAGCCUUACAGUUAUGUCGUGAAAGAAAAAAAUUUGUGCAGCAAGCGCUUGAUGGAAGAUGUUUGUUAGCCGCUGCUCACGUCUCAUACGUGCAGUCUCUUAGGAGCACCGGAACCGCCCUGAGGAGAUUCGCAGAGACAGAAGUUCCGGUUGAAUCUUCCUUGUACACUUCCACGAGCGCAACGCCGGAACAAGCUCUUGCUUUAACCGAGAAAUCAGUCUCUCAUUUGUCCUACUCUCCUCCUCUGUCAUCUCCUCCUCCUCCUAGUUCCAGUCCAUUCCAGGUCAACCAUAUGAAGUUCAGAGGGUUUUCUUCGAAGAAGGUGGAAGAGAAACCACCGGUUACAGUCGUAGCCACUGUCAGUGUCACCUCAUCAUCUAGUGUCCCACGGAGUAUGUCUAUGGAAAAGAUGGAAUCAUCAACUCCAUUUGAAGAAUCUUCUUCCACGCCGCCUCCUUGGGAUUAUUUUGGUCUUUCUCAUCCAAUUGACAACCAGUUUUCUUCUCCUCAUGGUCAUGUGUCGAGUUCUGUCAAGGGAGAAGAUGAAGAAACUAGAGAGGUGGAGGAGGAGGAGGAAGAAGAAGACGGUGAGAACUUUUCUUUUCAAGAAAGGGAAGACUCCAACUGUUCUGACGAUGAGUUUGAUGAGCCGACGAGUGAUACACUCGUUAGAAGUUUCGAAAACUUCAAUAGAGUGCGUCAAAGAGAGGGAGCGGAAAGCGAGAAAAGCAAAACUCCUGAGCUGUCGCCACCAGUGACGCCUUUAGCAGCAGCUGCUGCUACUCCACUGAACAAAACACCAAACCACAGCGAGAACAGGCUUCCUCCUCCAAGGGACUUCUUGUCGAGCAUGAAGGAGGUAGAGAUGCUCUUUGUCAAAGCUUCUGAGACUGGGAAAGAGGUUCCUAGGAUGCUUGAAGCCAAUAAAUUGCAUUUCCGUCCAAUAGCUCAAUCAAAUCAGAGUGGCUCCGGUGCAUCAUCACUGUUCAAGACAUGUCUCUCUUGUGGGGAAGACCCCAAAGAUGUACCAGAAGAAGAGGCUGCUCCGAACACGAUGAAGUACUUGACCUGGCACAGGACCGAAUCUUCCCGGUCCUCAUCUUCUCUGAACCCUCUGGGAGGAAUGAACUCUGAUGACGUGGAAGAGCUCAAUACCAAUCUCUUUGAAAACAUUGGGAUGAUCGCUGGAAGCCAUGCCUCAACACUAGACAGACUGUACGCAUGGGAGCGGAAGCUCUAUGAUGAAGUCAAGGGGAGUCAGGCCGUGCGGAGAGAGUAUGACGACAAGUGCAAAAUCUUGAGGGAGCUUGAAUCAGAAGGUAAAGGCUCAAAAAUAAUAGACAAGACUCGGUCCGUUGUCAAGGACCUUCACUCCAGAAUCAGAGUGGCGAUUCACAGGAUCGACUCGAUAUCUAGACGGAUCGAAGAGCUUCGUGACAACGAGCUCCAGCCUCAGCUUGAGGAACUCAUCCAAGGGUUGAGUCGAAUGUGGGAAGUGAUGUUCGAAUGCCACAAGGCUCAGUUUCAGCUGAUCUCAGCGUGUCACAGAAGGGGAAACAUUAAACUCAACAUGCAAUCUGAGCUGCACAGACAAGUCACAUCUCACCUCGAAUCCGAACUCAGCGCGUUGGCCUCAAGCUUAACAAAGUGGAUCACAGGCCAGAGAUCGUAUAUCAAAGCCAUACACGAGUGGCUUGAAAAAUGCGUCGUCUUACCACGACCAUCUAAGCGCAAGAGGCGCGCGCACCAACAACCAGUUCUGAGAAACUUAGGCCCUCCCAUCUACGCAACGUGUGCAAUCUGGCUUGAGAAGCUAGAAGCCUUACCUGCCAAAGAGGUUUCGAGCUCCAUCAAAGCGCUAGCUUCUGAUGUAGCCAGGUUCUUGCCGCGGCAGGAGAAGAAGAAUCGCAGCAAGAAACAAAACGAUCACAUGUUGCGAGAUGAGACGUUGGAAGAUUGUGGUCCGGGGUUUGAUCGGUUUAGGACUAGCUUGGAAGGGUUUGCUGGCCAACUCAAUCGGUUUGCAGAGUCGUCGGUGGAAAUGUAUGAGGAGCUUAAACAGCGAAUCCAAGAAGCCAAGAUUAACUACGAGCAGUGGAAGAGGGCUUGUUCCCAGGGUAACUGAUAUUACAUAAUGGAGUUUUCUUGUGAGGUAAAAAUUUUGGAGGGAAGUUGGGUUUGGCAUUUGCAAAUGUAAAAGACUAAAGAGAUAUAUAAAUUGCUUGAAGCAUGAAUGUGGAAGGAAGAUACUUGUUAUGCAGUUUUAUGCUUUUAUGGGAAAUAACAAAUAACUACGGCU
Messenger RNA from Brassica napus (rape), 2595 nucleotides. RefSeq names its product protein ROLLING AND ERECT LEAF 2. The transcript is spliced from 6 exons. The record is from RefSeq and is a predicted model, not a curated record. Lineage: Eukaryota; Viridiplantae; Streptophyta; Magnoliopsida; Brassicales; Brassicaceae. The coding region runs from base 262 to 2421 and encodes 719 amino acids.